UGUAUCGAUGAUAUAGUGCAGUCAAAAUACGAUAAAAUGUUCGAAAACGGAGAACAAGGACCAAAGAGUACCUUUACCACCUAUAUGGCUGAAGGUGACCAGCUAUUUAACAAGGGAGAGUAUGUUAAAGCUGUUGAAAGCUUCUCCGCGGCUUUAAGUUUACAGCCUGGUGAUAAGACCUGUCUAGUGGCUAGAUCCAGGUGUUAUGUGAAGCUGGGAGACGCAGAGAGCGCGCUGAAAGAUGCCGAGGCAUCCCUCAAAGAUGGCAAGGAUUUCUUUAAGGGUCUGUAUCAGAAGGCAGAGGCCCUGUACACUAUGGGCAAUUUUGAGUUUGCAUUGGUCUACUAUCACAGAGGCCAUAAGCUACGUCCAGAGCUUCAGGAGUUCAGACUGGGUAUUCAGAAAGCUCGAGAGGCAAUUGACAACUCUGUUGGGAGUCCUUUCACUGUGAGACUGGAGACUAACGGAGACUUGAAUUUCUUCCAAAAGUCUGAUGGGAAGGAACUGAGACAACAUGGUCAGAAGAUGUCCCGAAGUGAAAGAACAGCCAAGCAAUUUCUAGGAGAGCUAUACAGCGACAGAAAAUACUUGGAGAAACUUCUCCAAGAUGAGGAUCUCAUAAAAAGUAAAAUACGAACUGGAGAGCGUGUGCAAGAUCUGAUCAUAGGCUGUAUCUCAUACCUGGACACACGGACAGAGUUCUGGCGGCAACAGAAGCCCAUGUAUGCACGCCAGCAGGACAGAAAACGAAAGCAGCAUCGGGCUCUCCACAACCCCCCCUCUGAUCCCACCUGCUAUGUCCUCACCAGCCUGGAGGAGAUUGACACAGCCUUAAGUGCAGGUAAUGCAGAGAGCAGCCUGAAAAAGGCCCGUGAGCUCAUGAAGACAGUGCAGGGAUGGACUGAGGAGGUUCUCCCUAAUAAAACAGAAGUGCUUGGGAACCUGCACAGCUGCAUUGGUAAUGCACUGAUGGAUCUUGGGAAAAUGGACGAGGCCCUGAAGCAUCAUGAGAAGGACCUGGAGCUGGCCAAGCAAGGGUGUGCUUCCAUUGGGAACAGGAACAAUACCUUAAACCUGACAGACAGCAAAUCCAGAGCUCUGGACAAUAUCGGCCGUGUGUAUGCACGCAUAGGAAAGUUUCAUCAAGCUAUAGAGGUGUGGGAGGAGAAGGUUCCUCUAGCAUGUGGUGGGUUAGAGAAAGCCUGGUUGUUCCAUGAGAUCGGCCGCUGUUACCUGGAGCUGAAGCAUUACGCUGAAGCAAGAGAUUAUGGCUCUCGCUCUCUCACGGCUGCUGACGACAUCAGUGAUGAUAAAUGGCAGCUCAAUGCCAGUGUGCUAGUGGCACAGGCAGAAUUGAAGCUGUGUAAUUACAAGGCCAGUGUUUUACACUUUGAGAGGGCACUGGACCAGGCACAACCGCUGCAGGAUGACUCUGCCAGAGAAGCCAUCCAGAAGGCUCUUCAUGAAGCAAGACAAAAAGUGACUCAGCAAGACGAAACCCUACUGAAUAAUAUGGUUGAAUAAUUUCCCAAGUCAGAACUAAUGCAUCCCUUCUAACCUUCAUGCUCAACCAGUGGAAUAAAGUCUGCAUGUGGA
Molecule: messenger RNA, 1596 nt
Organism: Xyrauchen texanus (razorback sucker)
Lineage: Eukaryota; Metazoa; Chordata; Actinopteri; Cypriniformes; Catostomidae
Product: outer dynein arm-docking complex subunit 4-like
Exons: 12
Coding region: 37-1524 (495 amino acids)
Cellular component (GO): cytoplasm
Molecular function (GO): protein binding
Source: RefSeq, a predicted model, not a curated record